GCCAUGUCGUCGAGGCCGGCGGCGCGCAGACGCCCGGUGGUCGGGGCCGGAGCCCCCGCGGGAGCCGCGGUGCGCGGCGAUGCGGAGCGGGGGAUGGCGGCACCGGGGCUGCCGCUCUGCCUGCGCCUCCUGGCCGCGGCUUUCUACGGCCUCAGCUCCUUCCUCAUCGUCGUGGUCAACAAGAGCGUCCUCACCACCUACGGGUUUCCCUCCUCGCUCUGCGUGGGGCUGGGCCAGAUGCUGGCCACCGUGGCGGUGCUCUGGGCGGGCAAGGCGCUGCGGGUGGUAAAGUUCCCCGACCUCGACAGACACAUCCCACGGCGGACGUUUCCUCUACCUCUUCUGUAUUUUGGGAACCAGAUCACAGGACUGUUCAGCACAAAGAAGCUCAACCUGCCCAUGUUCACCGUCCUGCGAAGGUUUUCCAUCCUGUUUACAAUGUUUGCCGAAGGAUUCUUACUCAAGAAGAAGUUUUCCUGGGGCAUUCAGAUGACAGUAUUUGCGAUGAUCCUCGGGGCGUUCGUGGCUGCCAGCUCUGACCUGGCAUUCGAUCUGGAAGGGUAUAUUUUUAUCCUGAUUAACGAUGCCUUAACAGCUGCAAACGGUGCCUACGUGAAGCAGAAGCUGGAUUCCAAGGAGCUGGGGAAGUACGGUUUGCUGUACUACAAUGCACUGUUCAUGAUCCUGCCCACCCUGACCAUCGCCUACUUCACCGGGGACGCGCAGAAGGCCAUGGAGUACCAGGGCUGGGCAGACACGCUGUUCCUCGUGCAGUUCACGCUCUCGUGUGUGAUGGGGUUUAUUCUGAUGUACUCCACUGUUCUUUGCACUCAGUAUAAUUCUGCUCUUACAACUACAAUAGUUGGCUGCAUUAAGAAUAUUUUAAUAACCUAUAUUGGGAUGUUUUUUGGAGGAGACUAUAUUUUUACAUGGACAAACUUCAUUGGCCUAAAUAUCAGUAUUGCUGGAAGCCUGGUGUACUCCUACAUCACCUUCACGGAGGAGCAGCUGAGCAAGCAGCCCGAAGCUGGCAGCAAGAUGGAUAGUAAAGGAAAGAGCUCGGUGUGAGCAGGGAGAGGCUUUUCUUGGGAAGCAACCUGUUUCUGUCCAGCUGAUGGUGGGCAGAAGGCAGGGAGGGAUUGGGGCUGAAUGCCCUGAAGGACACAGCUCUUGAUUUGCACAAUCGAUGGCGCUGCCUUGACAAAUGAUGGGGAGGAUGAUGCACGGUGAAGGGUGCAGCUAAUUCAGUCUGAUUGGGAGGAGGUGACAGGGUUCUAAUCACACUGCCAUGUGGCAGUGCCAAAAGACUGGGAGGGCUCUGCCCUGAGCCUGGGGGAUACUGGGGCUGCCUUUGCUCCCUGCCCCCCAGAGCCCUCCCUGCAGGAAGGGGAGCCCCUGGGAGCUGGGGGGGGAGCUGGGGCAGGGCCAGCGCUGCUGUUCCCCCAGCAAAGCUGCUUCUGCAGGAUGCCAGACCCUUUGUGCUCAAUGCACAGUGCUCCCUGACCUGCCUCAUGUUUGGGGUUGGGUUCUGUGUUCUGUUAACCCACUCUAAAGCUGGGUUUACCCUCCUCAGCCUCUCAGAGCCCUGCAGAGGGUCACCCCCUUGCUCUCCUGCCCAGGGUUGCUCAGGGAUGUUCCCAACAUGGUUUUACCCAUCCCUGGUGAGCUCAGCAGGGCCAGCAGCCUUCCUCCAGCCACCCUGGGGGCAGACACCUCUGCACUAGGCAAAGCUGCUGGCGGGGCUGGGGCUGGCCCCUGGGGCAGGGGCUCUCCCAGGGAGCUUUGGAGCCCAUGGGGAGCAGCUGGAGGGCUGAGGGAAGAGCUGGCAUCCCACCUGGCACACAGCAGUCCUUCCCUGGGGCCAGAAACCCACUGCUCCUGCUCUCCCCAGCCCUCAGGGGGGUGGUGGGAGGCUGUGGGUGCAGGGCUGGGUUUCUGCUGGAGCUGCCUUUGCUUCCUGAAGUCUUUGAACGAUGUGAUUUACUUUUCAUACAUUGGGCAGUGUUAACUGAUCUUUUGGUAAGGAUUGUCUGACUCAGCACUUCUUUCUAGGUCUCUCCUUGCAUUGUCUUUGGGUUUUUAAAGAGAAUUGUUUCUAAUUGUGGUUUUAAAAACAAGAGAUUUUGGUAAAACCCUC
Messenger RNA from Colius striatus (speckled mousebird), 2137 nucleotides. It is a transcript of the gene SLC35D1, whose product is annotated as solute carrier family 35 member D1. Gene Ontology annotation, molecular function: antiporter activity; GDP-fucose transmembrane transporter activity. The coding region runs from base 4 to 1068 and encodes 354 amino acids. The record is from RefSeq and is a predicted model, not a curated record. NCBI's taxonomy places the organism in Eukaryota, Metazoa, Chordata, Aves, Coliiformes, Coliidae. Gene Ontology annotation, cellular component: Golgi apparatus. The transcript has 12 exons.